AUGAUUGUAUUAGCUGCUAGUGGUAUGGUUAGUCUUGAAGAUUUUGGUGUUUUUAUUUUCUCUGCUAUUUACAUGUUCUUUCUCUCCAAAUUUGCCUUCCCUACUCAAAUAUUUACCACCCAACAAAAACCCGUUUUUGACCCGAAUAGCAAGAUUCUUGGGUUAUACAUCCUCUUUGCCGCGGUUAUCGGGUUGUUUUUACCCAUAUUGUACAUUUCACAUGGUAUAUUAGAGGGUGAUAAAGAAGGGAUCAAAGCAGCUGUUCCUCAUGUCUUUUUACUAGCAAGUCAGGUGUUUAUGGAAGGUGUUUCGGUUUCGGAUCGGUUUUCGUUGCCUAUUCGGGUUUUUAUACCCGUAUUUUUCAAUUCGUGUAGGUUGAUCACUCUGAAAAAGUGGCUUAUGGAGGAGAUUAUGAAGGGUGGUGAAGGUUGGAAUGGUGGGUCUUAUGCUAGGUUGUGGGUUGGAAGAGCUCUUGCUAUUGCUAAUGUUACAUUGUGGUCUUAUAAUUUGUUUGGGUUUUUGUUGCCUGUUUAUCUUCCAAGAUCAUUUAAGAAAUAUUACUCUGGUAAUGGUUCAACUACUACUUCCAAGGAGGAGUGA
Messenger RNA from Chenopodium quinoa (quinoa), 600 nucleotides. RefSeq lists its product as uncharacterized. The transcript has a single exon. Lineage: Eukaryota; Viridiplantae; Streptophyta; Magnoliopsida; Caryophyllales; Amaranthaceae. Bases 1 to 600 code for a protein of 199 amino acids. The record is from RefSeq and is a predicted model, not a curated record.